AUGGCGCCGAAGCAGGACCCGAAGCCUAAGUUCCAGGAGGGUGAGCGAGUGCUGUGCUUCCACGGGCCUCUUCUCUAUGAAGCCAAGUGUGUGAAGGUUGCCAUAAAGGACAAACAAGUGAAAUACUUUAUACAUUACAGCGGUUGGAAUAAAAACUGGGAUGAGUGGGUCCCCGAGAGCAGGGUGCUCAAAUACGUGGACACCAACCUGCAGAAGCAGCGGGAACUGCAGAAGGCCAAUCAGGAACAGUAUGCAGAGGGCAAGAUGAGAGGGGCGGCCCCCGGGAAGAAGGCGGCGGGACUGCAGCAGAAGAGCGUCGAAGUGAAAACAAAGAAGAACAAACAGAAAACCCCUGGGAAUGGAGACGGUGGCAGCACCAGCGAGACCCCUCAGCCUCCUCGCAAGAAGAGGGCGCGAGUGGAUCCGACUGUGGAAAACGAGGAGACGUUCAUGAACAGAGUGGAAGUCAAAGUGAAGAUUCCCGAGGAGCUGAAGCCGUGGCUGGUGGACGACUGGGACCUCAUCACCCGCCAGAAGCAGCUCUUUUAUCUUCCCGCCAAGAAGAAUGUGGAUUCCAUCCUGGAGGAUUACGCAAAUUACAAGAAGUCUCGCGGGAACACGGAUAACAAGGAGUACGCGGUGAACGAGGUGGUGGCCGGCAUCAAGGAGUACUUCAACGUCAUGCUGGGCACGCAGCUGCUCUACAAGUUCGAGCGGCCGCAGUACGCCGAGAUCCUGGCGGACCACCCCGACGCGCCCAUGUCCCACGUGUACGGCGCGCCGCACCUGCUGCGGCUGUUCGUCCGCAUCGGCGCCAUGCUGGCCUACACGCCGCUGGACGAGAAGAGCCUGGCCCUGUUACUGAAUUACCUGCACGACUUCCUCAAGUAUCUGGCAAAGAACUCGGCGACUUUGUUCAGCGCCAGCGACUACGAGGUGGCCCCUCCCGAGUACCACCGGAAGGCCGUGUGA
Messenger RNA from Pipistrellus nathusii (Nathusius's pipistrelle), 972 nucleotides. The record is from the annotation of a GenBank genome assembly. NCBI's taxonomy places the organism in Eukaryota, Metazoa, Chordata, Mammalia, Chiroptera, Vespertilionidae.